Rotaria sp. Silwood1 is the source of this 304-nucleotide messenger RNA. The record is from the annotation of a GenBank genome assembly. Lineage: Eukaryota; Metazoa; Rotifera; Eurotatoria; Philodinida; Philodinidae.
UGAAAAUGAACUUGAAGAUACAUAUACAUUAUUAAUUCCAACACUUGAAGAAUGUGUGAAGAAAAUAAUAAAUUAUAUGGGAAUGCAAGCUUGUGAACGAUCAGACAAAAUUCCAGAAGGCAAAGCAUCACAUGCAUUUUAUUUAGCGGGUGUCUAUCGUGGUGGACAUGAUGUACUUGUUCGAGCAAAAAUGGCAUUGGGUGGUACAACAGUAUAUCCAGGAGCACAAGCUAUUACCAUGCAAUUAACAAUACGUUCGACAGAUGGAUCAGCUGUGCAAGUUAUUGCUUCAGGAGUCGAAUAA